This is a messenger RNA of Camellia sinensis, 840 nucleotides long. Lineage: Eukaryota; Viridiplantae; Streptophyta; Magnoliopsida; Ericales; Theaceae. The record is from RefSeq and is a predicted model, not a curated record.
AUGAGAGAGACACACAGGCUUUCUACUGAGGAGGUGAUCCAGUUUAUGGUAGGGCUGGAGACGGAUUACUUCCGUGUAGAGGGCGACUACGCGACUUUCAUUCAGACUCAUCUGAUGCCGCCUCUGGCUGGUGUUCGCGAAGGUGAGGGAGCGAGAGCUCCUACUACGAGAAAGAGAGGCAGAGGGACCAAAGCGACCAGGUCUCGUAGGAGGAGAGGUUCUGAUGAGAGGCAGAGACAGGGGCCGGGAUGGCCAGAGCUGCCUACCUCAGUGACUUAUCAGAGACGUUCUGGGGAGACUUGCCAGAUCCCCAAUGAGCCUGCACCAGCUGGUCAUGCACUUGUCGGAGUUCGAGGCCCGACUCCGGCACCCAUAGAGUACACAGGGCAGGCCCUUGAGCUAGUGGCUUCCUUGACGGAGAUGGUACAGAUGAGCCUAGAUCUGCCCAGCCUCUACAGGAUUCUGCCCCAUCGGACGUCCCAGCAGGAGCAGCGGCAAGACCUUCAGUUCCUCUCCCAACAGCAGAGAGGAGAGGGAGACAGGCUCAGGCACACAGCCGAGGUAGAGCCAAGGGCAUCCGCAGCGAGAAUGGCCUUUCAGAGCCCAUUUCUGGGCGAUGAUGAUGACGAGACGAGCGAGGAGGCUGAGGCAGCGAGUCCACAGUUCGAGUCAUCUGAUGGGGGAGACGACGACGCCGGCUCGAAUUCUUCCAGUAGCGAGGCUGGAGAGGCUGAGGAGGGUUCCAGUUCAGGCUCUGAUCCAGCUUUAGACAGCGGUGACGAUGGUGACAGUGCUCCAGAGUUUGCUCCACCGAGGAAGAGGACAAAGAGGGCCUCUUGA